Cladocopium goreaui is the source of this 2457-nucleotide messenger RNA. NCBI's taxonomy places the organism in Eukaryota, Dinophyceae, Suessiales, Symbiodiniaceae. The record is from the annotation of a GenBank genome assembly.
AUGCCCAAUCGCAAGCGUCAGCGCAACUACGAGUUGAUCGAACCGUUGGUGGAGCGCUUGCUGACGUGUCACGGCGAGGAACUGGCAGAGAAGGACAACGCCUUGCGACUUAAUCACCUGGUGCACUUCACGGACGAUCCCAACUUGGCGGAGACACUGGCGAAUCAUGGCAAGGUCAAGCAGCUCACAGAGCUAUGUUGGAGGACGGUUGGGGCGGAGAUGCUGACAGCACAUCAUGAAGCCAUCAGCUUGUUGGUGAACCUCUUGGUGCCCCAGGGCACACGCAGCAGCAUUUUCCAUGGCUUCGUUCUGAUGGUGCAGCAAGAGGAAAGCUGUCGAACUUUGCUGAGCCAUGAAGAUAUGCCUGUGGUGGCGCAUCAUUUGGUGAAGGCCAUUGGUAAAUGUGGGAAUGUUGAGGAACGAGAUGUACUCCAAGCCUGCAACUUGGUUGCCGCCGCCAUGGAGAAUGAGAAGGAUCGGAUGGAUUUCUGUGAAGCCAUUAUCCAAGCAGAAGGCGUGAGCUUUUUGUACCACUUCUUCGAAAACUGGCCGGACCAAUUUGGCACCGCCGCCCUGAUCCGCACCUUGGAUCGUUUCCUGAGUUCACCAGUUGAUGAAAGGAUGUGGAACGCCCAAGCCGAAUCCAGGCGGGAGUUUGCCAGCGACUGGUUGAAGCUUCUUACCAGGGAGCUCCUGCAGCCCGAUGGUGCUCUGUGCGCGCGAGCUUUGGGAAACACCUUGCAGCUCCGGGAGGGAACCUUCUUCCAAGUCCUGAUGCAGGGGAAGCUGUUUGAUCAUCUCAUCACAAACUUGGUAGUGGGGAGCAAGCAGGGGAAGGAUCGGAUUUGCGCGGCCAUGUUCACCACCCGUCAGCUGCUGGGCAGAUCCGACGUGCUGAAGCGCUUGGCGAGUCAUCCCCGUUUCGAGCCCUUGGUGUCCCUGGCCAUCUCCAACUUGCAACUGGCCACAGAGGAGGAGGAUGAUUUGCUGCAAGUGCUGACCUUCUUCCUACAGAACGACACCACCAAGCGGGCAGUUGUGUCGGGAAGCAAUCCGAUGCAGAUCAUUGAUGCCAUCAGCCACCUGUUGGAUUCACCCUCUCAGCAUGUCCAGGAGUUGAGUUUGGAAUUGCUGACCCAGAUCUUGCACUACAUUGAGCCUGGCGUUCUCUCAGGUGCAAGCGAGGCCAUGACGCGUUUGUUGCCGCGGCUGUGUGGACUGGAUCAAGCCACCGACCUCAUGCGGCGUCUGUUGUCGUCGCUGCAAUGGUGGCCGCAGUAUGUGCAGCUGGUGCCCUUGCACUUCAAGCGUCGAUGGUUGGCGGAUCAGCUUCAUAGUCAAGCCCAACAACCCACCCCCGUGCAUCUUCAAGUGCAGAAGGACGACUUGCUAGGCAGCUUGUGCAACAAGUUGAAAGAUUGUCCUGACAACUUGCGCUGGGGUAUCGAUGUGAGCUUUACUGAUGACGAGGAUGACGAAGAUAUGGAGGAGGAAGAUGUGUCAACGAAAGAUCGGAAGGAGUUCUUCCGCUUGGCGGCCAAUGAGUUCAUGUAUGCCGAUUUGGAGCUGUUCAAAUCCAAAGAUGGCGGCCGUUCCUUCCAUUUAAGCCCAAAUGCCACAGAGAAGGAUCACGUGGAACAGCUUGAGUUGUGUGGCAAACUCAUUGGCCUGGCCCUGCUCCACGGUGAGCCAGUGCCCUCCAUGAAGCUCAGUAAGCCGCUACGGCGGAUGCUGCUGGGUGCGCCCUUGAGACCUUUAGAGGACAUGGCGUCAGUUGACCCAGCAUUUUACGACAGCAAGGUGGCUUACAUUCUGGAGGGUCGCUAUGAGGAGGAGGGCGAAGAAGGAUCAAAGGAAUUGUCUGCUUUGAACCUCACUUUCGUGGAUGACGCUGGGGAGGGCGAGAAGGUGGAACUCUGCUUGGGUGGUGCUGACAGGUACGUGAAUGAAGAGAACAAGAUGCAGUACUUGGACUUGUUGUGCCACCAUCGCCUCAUGGACUCUGUGCGUGACCAAGUGGAAGCUGUGCUCAAUGGCUUGCACACGCUGGUGCCAGCGGAUGUGCAAACGCAGCUGCAGCGUGUUUUCACCGCCACCGAGCUGGGCUUGUGCCUCUGUGGAGAGGGCACCAUUGAUGUGAGUGAGUGGAAGGGCAAAAGUGAGCAGAAGACGUCGCCAGAGAUCUGGGACACUUUCUGGAGGGCAGUUGAGGCCAUGAGCAACGAACAGCGCCAAGGGCUCUUAGAGUUCACCACAGGGGCCUUCACAGUGCAAGGCGACGUGGAGGGCUUGAUCUUGGCACCAACUGAUGGAUUGCUGCCCGAGGUUGUGCCGGGGGCCGAUGGAUCUCCCACUCUGAAGCUGCCCGGCUACGGCUCUGUCGAGCAGAUGCGACAGGCCUUGCUGCGCAGCUGCAGCGGCAGCGAUGCAGAGCUGGCCACGAAUCUGUGGAAGUGA